Molecule: messenger RNA, 1485 nt
Organism: Camelus dromedarius (Arabian camel)
Lineage: Eukaryota; Metazoa; Chordata; Mammalia; Artiodactyla; Camelidae
Gene: MTERF3
Product: mitochondrial transcription termination factor 3
Exons: 8
Coding region: 159-1412 (417 amino acids)
Biological process (GO): mitochondrial ribosome assembly; regulation of DNA-templated transcription; mitochondrial transcription
Cellular component (GO): mitochondrion
Molecular function (GO): double-stranded DNA binding
Source: RefSeq, a predicted model, not a curated record
CCGCAGCCCACGUGGGCGAGGGAGCGCGGCGGCGCCGGCGGGCAGGCGACCAGCCGGUGAGCUGCGCUGCCGGGCGGUACGCGCUGCCUGGCUGGGCGAGUGGCCACCGCGAGAAAGACCACGAGGCACAGGCCUCGCCACAGGCUACUUUAAGAAAAAUGGCCCUGUCAGCCCAACAGAUACCCAGGUGGUUCAGCUCAGUUAAACUGAGUAGCUUCAUUACUGCUACCCGACUCAGAAAACGUUUUCAGAGACCAGGAAAAACAUUGUCGCAUCGCUUUUUCACUCAACCUCAGCUGUCCUCUGACAAUUGCUUUCUCCGGUGUGGUUUUAAGACUUAUAGGACUUCCUCCUUAUGGAAUCGUUCCCAGACUACCAGCUCAAAUAGUCAAGAGAUUAGUUCUGUCCAAAGCACUCUGCUUCCUGCCGUGAAUGCGCGGUCACAGAAGACACAGAAGAUACCCAGCUUUGACUCUGAGCCGUCUGAGGAAGGACUGGACGAUUUGCCUCCGCUGUCUCCACUGCAGCCAGUUUCUGAGGAGGAGGCUGUUCAGAUUAUUGCAGACCCUCCACUGCCCCCGUCCUCAUUCACGCUUCGAGACUAUGUGGAUCAUUCGGAGACUCUGCAGAAGUUAGUGCUCCUCGGAGUUGAUUUAUCCAAGAUAGAAAAACAUCCGGAUGCCGCCAACCUCCUUCUGAGACUGGACUUUGAAAAAGACAUUAAGCAAAUACUCCUGUUUCUUAAAGAUUUGGGUAUAGAGGAUAACCAACUAGGAACAUUCUUCACUAAAAACUACGCUAUUUUCUCUGAAGAUCUUGAAAAUCUUAAGACCAGAGUGGCUUAUCUACAGUCAAAAAAUUUCAGUAAGGCAGACAUUGCACAGAUGGUCAGAAAUGCACCAUUUUUGCUGAGUUUUUCAGUGGAAAGACUGGAUAACAGAUUGGGAUUUUUUCAGAAGGAACUUGAACUUAGUGUGAAGAAGACUAGAGAUCUGGUAAUUCGUCUCCCAAGGCUCCUCACUGGAAGUCUGGAGCCUGUGAAGGAAAAUAUGAAGGUUUAUCGACUUGAACUAGGUUUUAAACAUAAUGAAAUUCAACAUAUGAUCACCAAAAUCCCAAAGAUGUUAACUGCAAAUAAAAGGAAACUUACCGAGACUUUUGACUACGUGCACAACGUGAUGCGCGUUCCCCACCAUAUCAUUGUGAAGUUCCCACAGGUAUUUAAUACAAGGUUGUUCAAAGUCAAAGAAAGGCAUUUGUUUCUUACCUAUUUAGGAAGAGCACAGUAUGAUCCAGCAAAACCUAACUACAUCUCUUUGGACAAAUUGGUAUCUAUGCCUGAUGAAAUAUUUUGUGAAGAGAUGGCCAAGGCCUCAGUACAGGACUUUGAAAAAUUCUUAAAAACUCUUUAGUUUUUGAUGAAUGUUAAAAUGUAAUAAUGUAAAUGAAUGUAUAUAUGAAUAAAUUAAUAUAUUUUAAAAUAAA